Theobroma cacao (cacao) is the source of this 871-nucleotide messenger RNA. It is a transcript of the gene CCOAMT, whose product is annotated as caffeoyl-CoA 3-O-methyltransferase. NCBI's taxonomy places the organism in Eukaryota, Viridiplantae, Streptophyta, Magnoliopsida, Malvales, Malvaceae. The record is from RefSeq and is a predicted model, not a curated record. Gene Ontology annotation, molecular function: O-methyltransferase activity; S-adenosylmethionine-dependent methyltransferase activity.
CUACGCGGGAGUUGGUUGCUAUUUAAGCUGAAGAGUAUUUUUGUACACAUACACUCAUCAUCUUCUUCAGCAAAUUAUCUUUUUGCAGAGUCUCUGACAGAGAGUGAUAGAAGCCGCAAAGUAACCCUUUGCAAUGGCAAACAUGAACACUUCUUCUAAAGGUCUUCUCAAAAGCGAAGCUCUAAAAAAGUACAUCUUGAAUACUAGUGCAUAUCCUAGAGAGCAUGAGCAACUUAAAGGGAUAAGAGAUGCAACAGCACAGAAGUAUCCUAACCUAUGCGCAAUGGGUGUGCCAGUAGACGAGGGACAGUUCCUAUCGAUGCUUUUGAAGCUCAUGAAUGCCAAGAGGACAAUGGAGAUUGGCGUUUUCACAGGCUACUCUCUGCUUGCAACUGCCCUUGCAUUGCCUGAUGAUGGCAAGAUAACAGCAAUAGACACGAGCUGGGAGUUCUUUGAAGUGGGGCUGCCAUUCAUUAAGAAAGCAGGCAUGGAGCAUAAGAUCAAUUUUAUCGAGUCAGAUGCCAUGAAGGUUCUAAACGAAAUGUCGAGCAAUGAUAAGCAAAAACCAGAGUUCGACUUUGUUUUCGUGGAUGCUGACAAAACCAGUUACAUGAAAUAUCAUGAACAUAUAAAGAAACUUGUGAAGAUUGGUGGUGUAGUUGCAUAUGAUAACACAUUAUGGUUUGGUUUUCUUGCUCAAGAAGAAGCAGAGGUGCCGGAGAGUGCCAGGGCUUCACGAAAGGCCAUGUUGAAUUUCAAUGUGAACUUAGCUUCCGAUCCCUGCAUGGAGGUUUCCCAAGUUUCAAUCGGUGAUGGUGUUACACUAUGUAGAAGGAUUAGUUAAAUUAGAACCAGUAUCACCUUUACAAAA